Molecule: messenger RNA, 5646 nt
Organism: Juglans regia (Persian walnut)
Lineage: Eukaryota; Viridiplantae; Streptophyta; Magnoliopsida; Fagales; Juglandaceae
Product: histone-lysine N-methyltransferase SUVR5-like
Exons: 11
Coding region: 737-5275 (1512 amino acids)
Cellular component (GO): nucleus
Molecular function (GO): zinc ion binding; protein binding; histone methyltransferase activity
Source: RefSeq, a predicted model, not a curated record
UGGAUUGUAACAAAUGAAGCCCUUGGAAUUCUUAUAAAGUGCAAUAACUUCUUGCCCCCACAAUUUCAAGAUUUUCAAGAUUUCUCCUAUCUCCAACCAGAAGUAUGGGAUUUAAGCAGUGCUAUUCACAAUGGUAUGGCUUUGUCAAGAAUUAAAGGUAGGGGAGAUUGUAAUUUCCCAAAUUUUUUAUAAGAGGGUGGCAAAUGGAAUGAUACAUAAUAUUUCAAUUCAUUGGGCUGAUUUGGACUGGGGAGAAUGGGGGGUAGAUCUCUAAUAUGCACUUCGAGCUUGAAAGAUUGCACAACUAGUUGGAAUCCUUCAUUUGCCUUCUUCUUUACCCCCUGGAAUCUCAUCUCUCCUUAAUAUGUGGAAGUAUUUGUUUCAGUAGCGUUGGCAUCACAUCCACAUUAUGUCUCUGGUACUAUGGCAGAAGGGAUCUCCAGCUGCACCAUGGACUAUUUCAUAUAUUGUCAGUCCAUGUCUGGACACAUUGGUUUUGUAGUAUUGAUGUGUAAUAUUUUUUUUCUUAUGAUCAUUUUGUAAUGACAACACUACACUCUACAUAUUGCACAUGGGACAGAAGCGUGCUCUAAAUUGAGGUUUAACUUUGUCCUUCACUUUUGUUUUGUCUGACUCUUUAUAUUGCGUUGAACUUUAUUUGACCAGAGAGGUGAGUUGGGGUGUAAUCAGUGAGAUCAGAAUCAUCAUAUGGCGUUACAAAUCUCAGUCUAAAAUCAUGGAAGUGCUUCCUUAUUCUGGUGUCCAAUAUGUUGGAGAAUCUGAUUGUGCCCAGCAGAGUUCAGGAACGACUUUUACUCAUGAUAAUGAAUCUAACUGCCUCGAGCAUGGAAAGCAAGUUCAAGUGGCAGAUGGUCGACAGGAUGACUUAUUGCUAAAUGUGGAAGGGUCUCGAGUAGCAAAAACAGAUGAAGUCCUUGGGACAUUUGAUGAAUUGCCUUCUCCAGAAGGCCACUGCUGUGGAGCUCCAUAUUGUGAUUGUCAGUUGGAGGGUCAAAAUUUAUCUUCUGGUUCCCGUGAUUUUGAAGUUGAUGAUGUAAAUGCACAGAAUCGUAGCUUGAAACCUUGCAGAGUCUCUGAGAGCUCUCAUAUAAUUGUGCAUACCAUUGAAGGUGAAUUGCCAAACAACAGGGAGGAGGAGUCUUCUCUUUCAGAUCCCACGUGGUUAGAAGGGGAUGAAUCAGUGGCACUGUGGGUCAAGUGGAGAGGAAAGUGGCAGGCAGGAAUCAGAUGCUCGAGGGCUGACUGGCCAUUGGCUACUUUAAAAGCAAAACCAACACAUGACAGAAAGAAGUAUUUGGUGAUAUUUUUUCCACACACAAGAAAUUAUUCAUGGGCAGAUAUGCUACUUGUCCGUCCAAUAGAUGAAUUUCCUCAGCCUAUUGCAUAUAAGACAUAUAAAGUAGGAUUAAAAAUGGUUAAAGAUUUAACUGUUGCACGCCGAUUUAUCAUGCAAAAGCUGGCUGUUGGCAUGCUGAAUAUCAUUGACCAUUUUCAUGCUGAGGCUUUGAUAGAGACUGCUCGCGAUGUGAGGAUCUGGAAGGAGUUUGCUAUGGAGGCAUCCCGUUGUGACUGUUAUUCUGAACUUGGAAGAAUGCUUUUGAAGCUGCAGAAGAUGAUACUUCAGCAUUACAUAAAUUCUUACUGGCUACAACAUGAUUUUCACUCUUGGGCGCAAGGAUGUGAGAAUGCACAUAGUGCUGAAUCCAUCGAAAAGCUGAAGGAGGAUUUGUUUGAUUUUAUUUUGUGGAAAGAAGUCAACUCUCUCUGGGAUUCACCUAUGCAACCCACAUUGGGUUCUGAGUGGAAAACCUGGAAGCAUGAAGUUAUGAAAUGGUUUUCAACAGCUCAUCCAGUAUCCAGUGCCAGAGACGUGCAGCUGCAAACAAGUGAUGAUCUCUUGAACACAAAUCUCCAACUUAGCAAGAAGAGGCCAAAGCUUGAAGUUCGUCGUGCAGAGCCACAUGCUUUUGGAGUGGAAACAUUUGUAUCUGAUCAAGCAAUAACUCUUGAGAUUGACUCUGCAUAUUUUAAUGGUCAAGAUACUAUAAGUGCUGCUACAUCAGCAUCACAACACUGUAAAGGGGACGAGAGAAAGGAGGUAGCUGCUCCUACAGGUACACCUUGUUGUGUGGUUAAUAAAUGGGACAACAUUGUAGUUGAACCUGAAAAUUCUGAGUUAAUUCAAACCAAAGAUAUGGAGUUGACACCUGUGAAUGAAGCGGCUACUACUGAAUCCUUGGAACCUGGGAGUAAGAACCGACAAUGCAUCGCAUUUAUAGAAGCUAAGGGAAGGCAAUGUGUGAGGUGGGCAAACGAUGGUGAUGUUUACUGCUGUGUGCAUUUGUCUUCUCGGUUCAUAGGUAGCUCUGCUCGAGCAGAAAGAACUGCCUCGGUUGGUACCCCGAUGUGUGAAGGUACCACUGUUCUUGGUACUAGAUGUAAACAUCGAUCUCUAUACGGCUUCUCAUUCUGUAAGAAACACAGACCUCAAAGUGAAUCAAAAGGGACAUUAAACUUCCCAGAGAUGGUUAAGAGAAAGCAUGAGGAGGACCUUCCCAGUUCAGAAACCACAGAACGCAAAGAAAUGGCAUAUGUGGGAGAAGUUGAAAGUCCCCUUCAAGUGGAUCCAAUCUCAGUCAUGGCUGUUGAUGCCUUCCAUGGAAGGAACAGCUUAACUGAAAAGCCUGAGCAUCCUGGCAAGGAUUGCAAUGGAACGGAGAAGCUGCACUGCAUAAGCUACUACCUGCCCGAUAAUCUCAACCCAUGUCUGGAAAGUCCAAGGCACCAUUCAUUAUACUGUGAGAAACACCUUCCAAGCUGGCUUAAACGUGCAAGGAAUGGUAAGGAUAGAAUUAUUUCAAAAGAAGUGUUUGUAGAUCUUUUGAGGAAAUGUUGUUCACAGGAGCAAAGGUUGUGGUUGCAUCAAGCGUGUGAGCUUUUCUACAAGCUCUUUAAAAGUAUUUUAUCCCUGAGAAACCCAGUGCCUAGGGAGGCUCAAUUUCAGUGGGCCAUAUCUGAAGCCUCUAAAGAUUUUAGUGUUGGCAAUUUCUUUACAAAGUUGGUUUACCGUGAGAUAGAGAGACUUAGAGAGAUUUGGGGCUUCAGUGCUGAUGAAAUUGCACGAGUUUCCACCUCUGUCAUGGAAGAACAGGUGGUGUUGCCAAUGGCAGUCGAUGAUAGUAAUGAUGAUGAAAAUGCUGUUAGGUGCAAAAUCUGCUCAGAGGAGUUUCUUGACAAUGAAGCACUUGGUAGCCACUGGAUGAACAUUCAUAAAAAGGAAGCACAAUGGCUGUUCAGAGGUUAUGCUUGUGCCAUCUGCCUUGAUUCCUUUACUAAUAAGAAAGUCCUGGAAACACAUGUGCAAGAGAGACACCAUGUGGAAUUUGUGGAACAAUGCAUGCUUCUCCAGUGUAUUCCUUGUGGAAGCCAUUUUGGGAACACUGAAGAGUUAUGGUUGCACGUCCUUUCAGUUCAUCCUGUUGAUUUCAUGCCAUUAAAAGCUGGUCAACAGCGUAAUCUGCCUGCUGGUGAGGAUUCUCCACAGAAAUCUGAGCUCUGCAAUACAGCUACUGUGGACAAUAACACUGAGAAUCUAGGGUGUUUCCGAAAGCUUAUUUGCAGGUUUUGUGGGUUGAAGUUUGAUUUACUACCUGAUCUUGGCCGUCACCAUCAAGCUGCUCAUAUGGGGCCAAGUUUGGUCAGCUCUCACCCCUCAAGGAGGGGGAUACGUUAUUAUGCUUAUAGAUUAAAAUCUGGAAGACUCAGCCGUCCUAGAUUUAAAAAAGGUCUAGCAGCAGCAUCAUAUAGAAUCAGGAACAGAGCCAAUGCCAGUAUGAAGAAACACACUCAGGCAUCAAAGUCACUAAGCACUGUAGGGGUAACUUUACAGCCUCAUGUAACCGAGAAGGCAAGUCUUGGUAGAUUGACAGAAUCCCACUGCUCUGCAGUUGCAAAGAUUUUGUUUUCUGAAUCUCAGAAAACCAAACCUCGGCCUAACAACCUUGAUAUUUUAACUAUUGCUCGUUCUGCUUGCUGCAAGGUCAGUCUUGUAGCAUCCCUGGAAGGGAAGUAUGGUGUAUUGCCAGAACAUUUGUAUCUGAAGGCAGCCAAGCUCUGCAGUGAGCAUAACAUUCAAGUUGACUGGCACCAAGAGGGGUUUAUAUGUCCUAAAGGUUGUAAGGCGUUCAAGGACCCAAACUCACUGUCUCCGCUGUUGCCUUUUCCAUGUGACUCUGUGAGGUACAGAGCUGCACAUCAAUUAGAUCCAGUUAAUGAUGAGUGGGAGGUGGAGGAGUGCCAUUAUAUCGUUGACUGCCACCAUUUGGGACAGAAGUCCAUGCAAAAGGCAGCUGUCUUGUGUAAUGAUAUAAGCUUUGGGCAGGAACCAAUUCCAGUGGCCUGCAUUGCCAAUGAGGGUGUCUCGGAUUCUUCACACAUCUGCGAAGAUGGCUCUGAUUGCCCAAAUGUGAUGCCUUGGGAAAGCUUCACAUAUGUCAUGAAGCUGUUUCUUGAUCAAUCUGCUGGUGGCGAUACAGAGAGCCUACAAUUGGGUUGUGCCUGCCCAAAUUCAACAUGCAAUCCUGAAGCAUGUGAUCAUGUAUAUCUCUUUGAUAAUGACUAUGAUGAUGCAAAAGACAUUUAUGGGAAACUCAUGUGCGACAGGUUCCCAUAUGAUGAGAAAGGCCGGAUCAUCUUGGAGGAGGGUUACCUUGUUUAUGAAUGCAAUCAUAUGUGCAGUUGCAGUAGAACCUGUCGUAAUAGGGUUUUACAGAAUGGAGUAAGGGUGAAGCUGGAAGUCUUCAAAACGGAGAAAAAGGGAUGGGGACUCAGGGCAGGUGAAGCAAUCCUGCGUGGCACAUUUGUAUGUGAGUACAUUGGGGAGCUCUUGGAUGAGAAGGAAGCAAACAAGAGGCGGCACAGGUAUAGGAAAGAGGGUUGUGGCUAUCUGUAUGACAUUGAUACUCAUUUCAAUGACGUGAGUAGAUUGAUUGAAGGACAGGUCCGAUAUGUGAUUGAUGCAACAAAAUAUGGAAAUGUUUCCCGGUUCAUCAAUCACAGCUGCUUGCCAAAUCUUGUGAGUUACCAAGUUCUUGUGGAAAGCAUGGAUAGUCAGCUUGCACACAUAGGUCUUUAUGCAAGUCGAGAUAUAGCUUUGGGCGAGGAAUUGACAUUCAACUAUCGGUAUGAGCUGGUCCCUGGAGAAGGAUAUCCAUGUCACUGUGGAGCUUCCAACUGUAGGGGCCGCCUUUAUUAAAACUUCAAUGUGCUCUGCCAAUCCAAUCUAGACAAUCAUCCUGUGCCUAAAAUUCUAUUGCUGGGGAAUGGGAGAAUCUGAGAUGGGAACGUCAAUCCAAUUACCAACCGGCCCACUCUCCAACAUUCUUAUUGAGGUUUUGUCUUAACUUCUGAUCCUGCACAUCAUAGCGUCCAACCUUUCCCUUUUGUAGAUAAUAUAGCUUAAGCUAAUUAUUUAUGCUCCCCCCCUCCUCUCCCUGUAGAUCGUACCUAUGUUGUAUACAUCUUUCUAUGUAUGAACGAGGAUGACACCUCAUUUUGUUUUCAUUUGUUAGCGAGUUGUAAUGUUUCUUCUUAUGGAGUGCAUGAAUGGUGAAAUGUUUAAUUUCA